CCAGCAGCUACUCCCCGCGACCACAGAGCAUUGCGACUCUAUGCAUCAACAGGCUUGAUAAUUACACACCCACUUCACACCAUCACCCACAUCUCGGAUGCCCAUCCCCGACUGAAGACCCCCGGUACACAACUCAGGAGCGACUCGGACUGAUAUCAGCGGCUUUUUGCACCACUUAAAGACACAUUUCUGGAGCUUCGCGGUUUGUAAAAGAGGAGAGGGACACGGGAUCCACUGAUUUAAGUUUAUUUAGAGAAGGAGACUUUUUUUGCAAACGAUGGCCAACUCCGGUGUCCAGCUGUUGGGAUUUUUCCUGUCGUUAAUUGGCAUUGCUGGACUGAUCAUCGGGACUAUUCUGCCGCAGUGGAAGAUGUCAGCGUACAUCGGGGACAACAUCAUCACAGCGGUGGCCAUGUACCAAGGACUGUGGAUGUCAUGCGCUUUCCAGAGUACCGGACAGCUCCAGUGUAAAAUCUACGACUCAAUUCUGCAGCUCGACAGUUCACUUCAGGCCACUCGUGCCUUGAUGAUAGUUGGCAUCAUCGUGUCCGUUGCAGGUCUGGGUGUGGCCUGUAUGGGAAUGAAGUGCACCACCUGUGGAGGGAGCAACAAACUGCGCAAGUCCCGCAUCGCCAUGACAGGAGGCAUCAUCCUACUCGUGGGAGGGCUGUGUGCCAUCGUAGCGUGCUCCUGGUUUGCUCACAAUGUGAUCAGGGCUUUCUAUAAUCCCUACACUCCAGUCAACACCAAGUUCGAGUUUGGCGCUGCCAUCUUCAUCGCCUGGGGCGGCUCCCUGCUGGAUGUCCUGGGCGGAGCCAUGUUGGCUGCUUCCUGUCCACGAAAGAAACAAGUGUCCAAGUACCCGUCCAUGGCCAGUUCCCGCUCUGGUCCGCCAAGCAGCACUAAAGAAUAUGUCUGAGAGCGCUCCCUGCAGCUUGGGACUCCAACAGAAGCUGUCACAGAAGCCCCUCCACCCCUUUUUUCAGCACCAGCGAGGAGUAAAACUGAAGGUGUAUGGGAAGUUGUGAAUCAUAGAGGCAAAGAAUUACUGAAAUGGGACCUUCUUUUCUUUUUCUUCAGGCAGACCUUUGAUAACCCCGUCACUAUCAUGCAGCACUCUCAAUUGUUUCAUGAAUGAUGUCUCUCACCCCGUCUACACAUUCCACAAUUGUUUACAAGUGGUCUUCACAAAUACAUUAUAAUUGGAUCCCCUGACUUAAUAGACAAGCUCUUUGGGUGUAACCUCUUGAAUUGUAGCCUAAAGGGUGGAUUAUAGCCAAUAUUUGCACCUGCAUGUUAGAACCGGCAUCUGUUAGCGUUUGCCGUGUAAUUGAAAGUAAUCAAUUCCAGUUUGGUGUCUAGGCUGCGACUCAGGGGCUUUGUACAACAGAGACACAGGGUGACAAAACAGUGUUUUAUAUUAACUGUUGGUGGUUCUAAAAUAGACGUUACGACGAGCAGGGUGUGACUUCACACACAGGGCUCACUGUGUAGGAUGGCCGUAUCACACAGGCAUUUUACUACAACAGUCACUACAGGCCUCUUCGUACCAGACUGUUACAAACCCUGCUCAGAUAUGAAAUAUUUUAUUAUGUCGUCACUGUGCUGUUAUCACUCUAAUAGCUUCCAUAUCAGCCACUAUGAAAUUAAACUGCCUCUAUUUAUUUUGACAAAUUUUAGGAUGAAGUUUUUGGCUCCUGUGUAGGUUUAUAUGAUAGGUGUGGCCCAGUUCUAGCUUUCAGACAUUAUAAAGUCCUAUUUUUAUUAAGAUGUUUUUAUGCUCUGAACAGUGUCUGCUGUUAUUGUUUUUAAAUGUCAUAGUUUUAUACAUGUGGCUCAUUUAGCAGAUAAUGGUCUAAUGACAAAUGAGUGAAAGAACAUUUUUAACAUGUACAACAGUGCGUAAAUAAUAAAGAUAUUACAAAAGUG
Messenger RNA from Cottoperca gobio, 1929 nucleotides. RefSeq names its product claudin 7a (gene cldn7a). The transcript has 4 exons. The record is from RefSeq and is a predicted model, not a curated record. Gene Ontology annotation, molecular function: structural molecule activity. The coding region runs from base 278 to 919 and encodes 213 amino acids. Lineage: Eukaryota; Metazoa; Chordata; Actinopteri; Perciformes; Bovichtidae. Gene Ontology annotation, cellular component: membrane; bicellular tight junction.